CAUUCGCAUUCGCCCUCUGCGUCAACUCCAAGCAAGCCUCGGCUUCUCAACACAACUACUUCAACUCUUUUUCACCAACACUUCUCAAUCGAACAUGUCUGGCCGUGGCAAGGGUGGCAAGGGUCUCGGAAAGGGCGGAGCCAAGCGUCACCGCAAGAUUCUCCGCGACAACAUCCAGGGCAUCACGAAGCCCGCUAUCCGUCGUCUUGCGCGCCGUGGUGGUGUGAAGCGUAUUUCUGGUCUCAUCUACGAGGAGACCCGUGGUGUUCUCAAGAUCUUCCUUGAAAACGUCAUCCGUGACUCUGUCACGUACACCGAGCACGCCAAGCGGAAGACGGUGACUGCUCUCGAUGUCGUCUACGCCCUUAAGCGGUCAGGACGCACGCUCUACGGUUUCGGUGCAUGAGCAUGAGGGGUUUUUGUCGUGUUUCUUUCGCAGCUUGUAUUGUAUUUGUACCAUUAUAAUUUCAUUUCUCUUUGGCAUAUCCUCC
Coniophora puteana RWD-64-598 SS2 is the source of this 491-nucleotide messenger RNA. Its product is annotated as histone-fold-containing protein. Gene Ontology annotation, biological process: nucleosome assembly. The record is from RefSeq and is a predicted model, not a curated record. The transcript is spliced from 3 exons. The coding region runs from base 95 to 406 and encodes 103 amino acids. Gene Ontology annotation, cellular component: nucleosome. Gene Ontology annotation, molecular function: structural constituent of chromatin; protein heterodimerization activity; DNA binding. NCBI's taxonomy places the organism in Eukaryota, Fungi, Basidiomycota, Agaricomycetes, Boletales, Coniophoraceae.